This is a messenger RNA of Brassica oleracea var. oleracea, 1452 nucleotides long. Its product is annotated as probable fructokinase-7. Gene Ontology annotation, cellular component: cytosol. Bases 208 to 1239 code for a protein of 343 amino acids. Gene Ontology annotation, biological process: fructose metabolic process. The record is from RefSeq and is a predicted model, not a curated record. Lineage: Eukaryota; Viridiplantae; Streptophyta; Magnoliopsida; Brassicales; Brassicaceae. Gene Ontology annotation, molecular function: fructokinase activity. The transcript has 7 exons.
CUGUAAAGUGUUUAUUUUUAAUUUUGGGUAUUAGACAGGAAUAUUCACAAAUGUGGUGACGUCAUUAUAUACUAAUACAUAACCAACUUCGUCUCUUCAUCUCUACUAACAAUUACCGAAAACAAAAGCACCCGAAUUUUCAAAUCUUUCUCCUCUCUCUCUCUGUUUUCCUCGUAGAUCCCUUUCUGUGUUUCGAAUCUGAAGAUCAUGGGUGAGAAAGCCAUCUCAGGUAAUCUCAAGAAACUAACGAUCGACACAGGACGUUCAGAGACUCUCGUGGUCUGUUUCGGUGAAAUGCUGAUCGAUUUUGUGCCAACGGUGGGAGGGGUUUCACUCGCUGAAGCACCAGCUUUCAAGAAAGCUCCAGGAGGUGCACCUGCAAAUGUUGCUGUUGGUGUCUCUAGACUCGGUGGCUCCUCUGCUUUCGUUGGAAAGGUUGGUGAUGAUGAGUUUGGAAAAAUGUUAGCUGAGAUUCUAAAGCUGAACAAUGUGGAUAACUCUGGGAUGAGAUUCGACCACAAAGCACGUACUGCUCUCGCCUUUGUUACGUUAAGAGCUGACGGAGAGAGGGAGUUUCUGUUCUUCAGACACCCGAGUGCUGAUAUGCUUCUUACGGAGUCUGAGCUUGACAAGAACCUAAUCCAAAAGGCCAAGAUCUUUCAUUACGGAUCAAUCAGUUUGAUCAAGGAACCUUGCCGCUCGACUCAUCUUGCAGCUAUGAAAAUCGCUAAAGCCGCAGGGAGUCUCUUGUCUUAUGACCCCAACUUGAGGUUACCCUUGUGGCCAUCAGAGGAAGCUGCAAGGAAAGAGAUCAUGAGCAUCUGGGAGCUAGCUGAUGUUAUUAAGAUCAGUGAGGACGAGAUUACAUUCCUGACUGGUGGAGAUGAUCCUUAUAGUGAUGAAGUUGUGUUGCAAAAGCUCUUUCAUCCCAAUCUCAAGCUUCUUGUUGUGUCAGAAGGACCUAAUGGCUGUAGAUACUACACUAAGGAGUUUAAAGGUAGAGUUGGUGGAGUGAAAGUGAAAGCGGUUGAUACAACCGGUGCAGGAGAUGCAUUCGUGAGCGGUCUAUUGAACAGCUUAGCUUCUGAUCUCACUCUUCUCACUGAUGAGAAGAAACUAAGAGAGGCGCUUCUAUUCGCAAACGCUUGUGGAGCCAUCACAGUAACAGAGAGAGGAGCUAUUCCAGCGAUGCCCACCAUGGAUGCUGUUCAAGAGCUUCUCAAAUCUUCUGGCUCCUGAAAAUGCUCAUAAAGUCUCUUUUGAGUGAAUCACUUCACUACCUUUCUCACUGUAUCUUUGUGUUUUUUUCUAUCUUUUUCCCAGUUUGUAGGAACUCAAGAAUGUUGUGUGUGUGUGUUUUUAGUUUGUUGAUUGAUCUUCUGGAGUUUUGAUUUGGUUUUAAACUGCUUGUCGUUUCUUGUUGCCGAGGAUAAUUUUGGUUUUAAACUGCUU